Molecule: messenger RNA, 2130 nt
Organism: Adineta ricciae
Lineage: Eukaryota; Metazoa; Rotifera; Eurotatoria; Adinetida; Adinetidae
Source: the annotation of a GenBank genome assembly
AUGGAAACGCAUUUCAUUGACAAUUAUUUGAACACUUCCGCCAAAUAUCAAAGUUCGCCAUUCGUUUGGUGUUAUCUAUUACCGUUGAUUCAUAUAUUUAGUUUAAUCUCGAAUAUCCUUUGCAUCAUGGUAUUCUCUUCGAAUGUUUUUAUUAAAAAACCCAUUGCGAUUUAUUUUAUUUGUUUAUUAUUAAGCGAUUCAAUGGGUUUAUUCAUUGGUUAUAUCGAUAUGAUUAACCGUGAAAUCUAUCCAACAAUUGAACCAUCAUGGUUAUGUUUACUUCUAACGAAAAAUCUUGAACGUUUGAAAGACUAUCUAUAUGCAUUUACGGAACGCCUUUGUCUGGAAUGGAUAUUAUAUCGAAUUCUGUGGUUACGUGUGUCAACUAUACUCUUAGCUAUAUUAAGUAUUCAACGAACACGAACAUUUUUCUCACUUUCGUAUCAUGAAUCACGUAUGUUUGCGUUUUCGGCAUGUGUUUUAAGUCUUAUUCUUGCCUCGUUGAUCACGUGUAUGGAAUGGACACAUGUGUAUUAUGAUACUGCCGCUGACCCUGAGCUUUUCACAGACAUUUAUCAAAGAAUUCUUCAAGAUGAUUCAUCGAGAGAAUUUUAUUUGUCAACUUUAAAUCGAUAUUCAAAUGAAUCAACGGAUCGUUAUCGUUGUUUAUUAGAAUCGUUCAGCGGCAAAUCGCCUACUAACCAAUCUGCUUGCCUACUUGCAAAUAUCACUGAUCAAUUUGAAGACUUCACCAAAUCUUUGUUUUCAAAUGGCGAUGCCAAUGUUUCGGAAAGAAUCGAAACCAUUCUAUCAAACCUAUCUUCGAUCGAUGACAAUGAAAAAAAACAAUCGGCGUUGAUAGACCGUAUUGACCUAACUAAAGCCCAUGAUUUUAUUUCUCAAUUAUUAAAACCUCGUUCAUGUCAAAUUUCCAUUAGUUAUUCAACCUGGUUGAAAACAUACGACUUCUUCAAUUCGGUCUCAUUCGGAUUCGGCCGUCAUACGAUAGCAGUCUUCUUUGGCAAUGCAUUACCAUCCUUCAUUGCUGUUCUGGCCAAUCUUUCAUCAAUCAAAGUUAUAUACUUUUCCAAAAGUUACCAGUAUUUGAAAGAAUCAACAAGAAAAAAUCGACGCAAACGUCGUUUAAAAAGUGAUUUACACGCAUUUCUUGUUAUUUUAAUCGAAAGUUUUCUCGUCAUCCUCAUCUCAUGGGGAAUACCAAUCUUACUAACAAUGUAUCAUUGUUUAACAUUGUAUGUUGUUGAAUUUAAAGAAUGUCCAGUCGUGAAAGAAUACGCCGUGUUUUUCAUGUCAAUUGAUUUGUUUAAUUCAUCAACGAAUUGCUUAUUAUAUUCCUUGUCAGGCAAAUUAUUUCGCCGACGACUUAUCUCCUUACUGAAGGCCAUCUUGGUCUGCGGACAUGGUACCUUGUGGAACAUAAAACAACAUUCAAUCGACUUACUACACCAUCCAUUGGAUCGACAAUUAUCAAACAAUCUUUCGACCAAUACAAAUAAUUAUCAUCAUCCUCAGCAGGAGAGUUACCGUCAUUCUGGACGUUUAUCCUCACCGAAUCUUCAUCACCAACGUCGAAAACUAAAUAACUCGAUGCAGACAAGUAUCACAUACAACCGCAGUAAUGGUCAACCACGGAAUGUCUCCGACGAUGGUUCAUGCAGUUUCGAUCGCACGAGUGAUGAUUAUCAAAAUGGCAAAAGUUCACUGAGUGAUACUGAGUCAACUGUUCAAAAAUCACCCUACAAGGUUGAACCGCGCAAGCGUUCACUCUCGAUCAGAUCUUAUUUACUUGACAAGGUGCGAUCAAUAGGUUCGACAAGUAGUGCAAGUAGCAAAACUCAAUCGGACAAGCGUCCAUCAACGUUACUAACCGUGAACAAACCCAAACGAAAAACGAGACGCAAACUCUUUACGACAGUUGUUUCCAAUCCGGCGAACACAACGGAUCUCUCGUUUUCAACGUCAUCAAUGACCGGAAGUAUCAAACAAAAGUCACAACGAAAAUAUUCAAUCACUACGCGUCAUUCGGUGACGAAGGUUUUACUAUCCAAUACAGAAGACAAUCCAUCUAUAGUUAUUGACGAAGUUCAAGAAACUUUGACAAGCUUGUGA